AUGAGGAUCCCACCCGUCCUCAUCAUCUUUGUCGGCUUCCUCUCCAUCGGCGCUUCGUUCAUCUUGCAGCUGCUCGUAGCGCUGGGUCUGCCCUACAUCAAGGGAAUCUACUUCCUCUACAUCCGCUUUGCUGACCAGCAGUCCAACACCAUCCUGCGUACCACCUUUGGUAUCUGGUCGCAAUGCUUUGAACAGGGCGGUCAGACACUCUGCACGCCCACCGGUCUUGGCUACCAGCAGACGCUUAACGGGAUCAACAAUGCCGUGAGCCUCUUCUUUGUCAACAAGCUGCCCUACGCUCUGGUCGUGCAGCCCAUCUCGGCUGGCUUCACCGGCGCUGCUGCCGGUGCCGCUUUCCUCCACCUGUGCACCAACACCUUCCUCUGGCCUCUUGCCGCGCUCUGGGCCUCGUUCCUCACCAUGGCUGCGCUCGUCAUCGAGCUGGUUCUGUUCAUCCUUGCGCGCAACAGGGCCAGGAGCUUCCAGAGCAACGGUCAGCUCACCCCUACGGGAAGCGAGCUCGGCCCUGCCAUCUGGAUGCAGGUUGCGGCGCUUCCUCCCGUCUUCUUCGGUUUCAUGAUGCUCGCUCUUGGCUGGUACCUCAAGCGCUCUCGCAGCAACGACAAUUACUAUGACGACUACGAGCCCGCCCGUCCCGUCUAUGCUGCCAACGACUACCCCGAGAAGGACUACUACUACCAGCAGCAGUCGGCGCCCGCGCGUGCUACGAGCCGUGCCUCGCGCAGGUCGCGUUACAACGACGACUACUACGAGCCAGCCGAUGACUCGCGCGUCUACGGCAACGUCGGACGACGAGACUCGCGACGCAGCCGUGCUGGUCGUUCGGGCGACUACGACGACUACGACAACGCGCCUCGCAGGAGCUACGACAACCGCAGGAGCUACGAUGACCGUGGAACCAGGAGGAGCUACGCCACUGACACCUACAACAGCAGGACGUCGCUGGCUGCCCCCGCUCCCGCUCCUUACCGUGGCGGUCGAUCGCGCCGCUACAGCGAGCGUGGUGCCUAUUAA
Molecule: messenger RNA, 1035 nt
Organism: Kalmanozyma brasiliensis GHG001
Lineage: Eukaryota; Fungi; Basidiomycota; Ustilaginomycetes; Ustilaginales
Product: Actin cortical patch SUR7/pH-response regulator PalI
Exons: 1
Coding region: 1-1035 (344 amino acids)
Cellular component (GO): plasma membrane; growing cell tip; cell division site
Source: RefSeq, a predicted model, not a curated record